Molecule: messenger RNA, 420 nt
Organism: Emiliania huxleyi CCMP1516
Lineage: Eukaryota; Haptophyta; Isochrysidales; Noelaerhabdaceae
Exons: 3
Coding region: 1-420 (139 amino acids)
Source: RefSeq, a predicted model, not a curated record
AUGACGAUGCUGCUGGACGAGCAGCUGCACUCGCUCAAGACAAAGGUCAACCUCGGCUGUGACUUUUACGUCGAUGCGAGCAUGCGUGUGACACCUCUCGCCCUUGAGACUCCCGCGGUAGGCUCCUGUGAGAGCCCCUUCUUCGCCACGUGCGCCUCUACGCCCCUCAAGACCCUCGCCUCGAGAUUCGGAUGUCGCGCCAACGAGAGCUGCGAGAGGCGCCACGCUCCCUCCGCCCGCUGCUCCCUCCUCUCUGGGCAGAUGACGCUGGAGGAGGCCGUCCGGUUCAGCAGCGCGCGCGAGGCGCGGCUGAGCGCGGCGGCGGACGAGCUGACUGACCGUGCGGCGAGGCUAAAGGCGAAGAUCAAGCUCGUCAUCGGCGCGAUCGACGAGGUGCAGCGGGGCGGCGCGCCGACGUAG